Molecule: messenger RNA, 3914 nt
Organism: Owenia fusiformis
Lineage: Eukaryota; Metazoa; Annelida; Polychaeta; Sabellida; Oweniidae
Source: the annotation of a GenBank genome assembly
GUCAUGGAGAUCAGUCCUUGUUUUCCUCUCUUCAUCCUGCAGUUGUGCAGGGAUUACCACGAGAGAGUGUUAAAUGGCAGAGAUCAUAUGGGAGAGCAUCUCGUACAGUUAACAUCGAGGCAAACUUUGUACCAUUCAACCCUGAUAUUCUACCACUUGACACAGACAGGACGUUGUUGGGGCAACCUUUCUUCCAUAUCUAUUGGACUGAAUGUGAUAUUGAUGCAUACAAGCUACAUGUGAGGGAUGACAUCACUAAUUGGUUGACAGUGCUGAAGGCUCGUAACAUCCCUGAUUGGCUAAUUGUUGUCGUCACAAAUGACGAGAGUAAAGUUAAAAACAAGCUUUUGCCAAGGACGUCAGUUCUUGAUAAAGUGAAGUCUGACUUCUGUACUAAGCAGAGUGAUAGGUGCACAGUUUUGACUGAUCCAUUUAAGAAGAAUGAGGCCAAGACACUGGAAUCGUGGUAUUACUUGUUGCUGCGCAUCAGAACUCUACUACUAGAUGCCUAUAACAGAAAUCUUGGCAGGUUUGAAGAAAAUAUGAGAUUUCAGAGGGAGAAACGAGUCGAGUCUGGUUGGAAAUUUACAGAUUACUUUCUCUUGCAAGAGGAGCUAGCAUUUGUAUAUGAAAUGCUAGGAGCAAAUGAAGAAGCUCUGGUGCAGUAUGAUGAGCUAGAUGCCCUUUUCACCCAGUUCGUCCUCAACCAUUCAAUGGGAGAUGUCUCUGAGUGGCUCUUCUCCUUCAUCGAACCCCCAAGUACGUGGGAAGGCGUCACACUUGAGAAGCCAAUCAAUUUUAAAAAGAGGGAGUUAAUACGGCAAAACAAAGCAUCCCUGCUGGACUUCAGAAACUAUUUGUUUUCCCGUCAGUGCAGUAUCUUGUUGUCUCUAAAAAGACCAUGGGAGCUAGCACAAAGAGCUAUGGAGUUCCUACAUAACUGUGUACAAGAGGUUGCCAUAUUAGAGGUUGCCAUGCCGCCUGGCUCUAUAUCAUGCUGGGUGUUUGUUAGUUGCCUAGAGAUCCUACAGGCGUGUGAACACUUCAAAGAAGUUGAGGCAUACUCACUUUUCACAGCAAGUUUAUGGGAAUACGCCAGAAAAAAGCUGCUUGAACUUGGCAAACUCUGUGGGCUUCUACCAGGAGAUGAUCCAACAACACAGCAACUUACAGCAGUGGUUGACCUCAUAGCUGGAAUCAGCCAAAUAUCUGGAUCUGAGAAUUCCAGUGGGCCAGUUGAGAAACUGAGUGAGGCAUUACAGACUAAGGAGUCGUUCCAAAGACAAUAUUUGGGCCUUUCUGAGCUUACUAUGGGAACUUACAAACACAUUGGCAGAAUUCGUUCUGCUAGAUUGAUUGGCCGAGACUUAGCAGAGUUUUACAUGCAACUGGGAGAGCCUAGUAAAGCUGAAGGAUUCUUGAUGGAUGCCUUAAAGAUUUACCACCAUGAGAAAUGGGACAUGCUAGCAGAUAGCACCAGAGUGGACCUUGGAAGGUGUCAGAAGCGACAAGGCAGCACAUCAAAAUAUGCCAGGUCAUGUUCCCAUGUUGCCAGUAGUAGGUAUUUGCCACAGGAUGUAAAGAUGGAACAUUACAAAGACUUGUUACACAUUGCUGGAUCAUAUCAAGAUGAUGGGCCAUUAUUGUUGAAUGCACGUCCUGCCUUUACUGUCAAAACCAUUGAACUUGAGGAGGCAACAAUCAUUACAGGAGACGAUGCCUCAAUCAACAUGAUAUUGACCAAUCAUCUGCCAGAGACAGUAACAUGUGACCUCAUUAGCAUAUCAUUGAAUCACAAACCAAUCAAAGUACAAGAACCAGAAAUGGCUAAAACCAGGAAGCGGAACUCCAGUGUGUCGAGCUGCAGUGACUCAGAACUUGGCAGUUCGCUAAACUCGUCUCAGUUUGAGGACAUGUUGCUUGAUAUGAGGGAGCAUAAAGACAGGAAAACAGCCGCCACUAGUGUAGUAUGCCACAAUAUUGCGGCAGUAAUGAGAGGUCAUCAUGAUUCUGGACCCCACAAUGUGAUGGAGCGAGAAGCUAACAAAGGAGAUUAUACUAUCAGCCUCUCAUGUUUAAGUGUCACUCUCAAACCUGGUGAAAAUCAAGUAAUCCUGACUGGAAAGACUGCUGAUAAGGGUAGCUAUACAGUAGAACAGAUGUGUAUUCAGGUAGAAGCGUUGGAGUUCAUCAAGAAUAAGGUGGCUCCAGAUCUUAAGUAUGAAGUUGUAGAUGACUCACCUGUCAUUGAGUUCACACUUUGUCAAGAAAUAUUCCGUGAUAUCCCUUUCAAAACAAACCUUACAGUUCACACAGGUAGUCAACACAUUGAAGAAAACUCUAAACUGAAAAUAAAAAUGCCUGAUGGUGUUGCUAUUCGUUUGAGAGAACUGAGCAACAGUGAAGUCCUUGAAUCAGAAAGCGAUAGUGUUUUCAUGAACGGUGUUCAUACCACUGCAAAUGCUAAUAAUGAAGAGGACAACAUUACAGAUGGGGAUAUAUUAAAAGUUGAAGAACAAUCUGAAGUUGAGUUAACAUUACCAGAGAAAAUACCAUAUGAACAUAUAGUUAUUCCAUUAGAAAUUAUGUUCACAGUUAGUUGCAAUAGCCCCACAGAUACAAAGCUACAGAUGGAAAUAAUGAAUCCCUGGAGUAGUGAACCAGCACUGAACAAUUUCACAAUAUGCUACCCUCUUCAAGUGACUCAUAGACUACAUACAGCAGCUAAGUGGAAAUAUAUCCAAGUGGUUGUUGCUGGUAAGACUAUUCUCAAUUACACACUAUGUGAUCCUCAACUCAUCACUGACUCACCCAAUAUUGACAUCACAUUCCUCAACAGAACACAAAAGCAUCUGGUGGUCAACAGUAAUCAGAGUGCAUCUUACAUAUGGCAGUUUAAAACAAACACCGAGGAGUGUCCUCCCAUAAAUUGGCAGUUCUCCCUUAAAUACCAAGGUCAAGGUCAGAUGGAGGAGAGAUCUUGUAAGAAGGAGUUCUCUCUGGAUAAAUACAAGACUAUCUAUGCUGUAAGGUCAGAGGUCAAUCCAGGGUCAAAUGAAGGUCACUGUAUUGUUGGAAAGACAUGUUCUCUUGAACUGAUGGUAAAGGCUGUGGAUAAAGUGAAUACUGAUGAAGACCAAACAUUUGUGUAUGAGAUCCAUCAUGCCAACAAACACUGGAAGGUCCUUGGUGAAGCCAAAUGUAGCUUCAAACUGAAGGACAGCAUUUUCACAAAGACAUUAAGCAUUCAGCCUCUUACAUGUGGGUUCCUGCCUCUACCCAACAUCACACUAUUUAAACAGAACAGUAGCAGUACACCAGACAACACUAUGGGUGAACUUGAAGCAUUUAGUCAUGGGGAGGUGUAUAACAUAACUCAGUCAUCACAAAUUCUAGUCAAGAAGGGAUUGCCAGAGAAUGUAAUCGCAACAACAAAUGUCACUGCCAUAUAAGGAAUAAUGGAUACUGUAAAUGAACAUUUAAUGAAUAUAGUUGAAUACUUAAAUAUAUUUUAUUAAGAAUGCCUUAUAUUUUAAGUAUGCACAAUACUUAAAGCAAAAUAUCAAUAGAGGUGUUUCUCCCUUGCUAAGUAGAGAAACUAGAUGUAUUUCAAAUUGAAUUACUUAUGAUCUAAUAAAAAGUAAUAGAAACAGUAUACUGGAUUAAAGUUAAAUAGUGUUGAGUAUAAACAAUUGUAGUUAAAAUUGUGAAUUAUAUACAUAUUUCUUUAUUGCGGACAAGUAAUGGUGACAUAGUUGAAAAAGAAAUAUAUAGAUGAAUUUAUUAUAAAGAAGAAUGAGUAUGUGUAUGUUCAGUAAAAAUCUAAAAAAGUAAAAUAUAAUAUGUAGACCUAUGUUUUUUGGUCUAUAUAAUAAUUAUGUCACCACCAGAGGUGGUGAGUGGUGACAUACAGU